This is a messenger RNA of Colletotrichum graminicola M1.001, 1065 nucleotides long. RefSeq names its product alcohol dehydrogenase GroES-like domain-containing protein. The record is from RefSeq and is a predicted model, not a curated record. Gene Ontology annotation, molecular function: oxidoreductase activity; zinc ion binding. Bases 1 to 1065 code for a protein of 354 amino acids. The transcript is spliced from 7 exons. Lineage: Eukaryota; Fungi; Ascomycota; Sordariomycetes; Glomerellales; Glomerellaceae.
AUGCCCGCCACGAGUUCUAUGUGUGCCGUCAUCUUCAACGGACCGCAGAAUGUGUCCGUUGAGCGACGUCCCAUCCCUACCCUUCAAGAUGAUGGCGAUGUCAUUGUCAAGGUCCAGGCUACAGCUCUGUGCGGCUCGGAGCUACAUGUCUUUCGUGGCCACCAGCCAUCCGAAACGGGCUUCAUUAUGGGCCACGAAUUCACCGGCAUAGUCGUUGAGAAGGGCGCGUCUGUCACCUCGUUGAACAUCGGCGACAGGGUUGUAUCUCCCUUCACCACGUCGUGCAUGCAAUGCUUCUACUGCAAAAACGACUACACAUCCCGCUGUGUUCGCAGCAAGCUAUUUGGCUGCGGUGCUCUAGACGGUGGACAGGCCGAAUACGUGCGUAUACCUGAUGCCGACGGAACGGCUAUGAAGGCCCCAAGUACCAUCUCCGACAAUGCUCUGGUGCUCAUGGCAGAUAUUUGGCCAACCGGCUUCUUCGGCGCCAAGUCUGGAUUCAGCUUACUUAAAGAGGAAGAGAGAUCCAAUGCAACCGCGGUUGUCAUUGGAUGCGGGCCCGUCGGUCUUUGUGCCGUAAUAUCCGCACUUGAGCACCGUCCCAAGCACCUCUUUGCCAUUGACAGUGUAGACAGUCGUCUGGAAAUCGCCAGAAACCUUGGCGCGGAGCCCUUGAACUUCAAGACGGACCGUGCUGGCAUGGAGAGGCGAAUCAAAGAGGUAACUGAGGGUCGUGGGGCCGACGUUGUGAUUGAGGUCGUUGGCUUGAGUCCCGCCCUCAGAACAGCGUUCGACAUUGUCAGGCCAUGGGGCGUUAUUGCCAGCAUCGGGGUCCACAACGGCGAGAUUCCAUGGACGGGCACGGAAGCAUAUGACAAAAAUCUGAGAUUGCAAAUGGGCCGAUGUCCUGUUCGGGCCAUCUUCCCUGAAGCUCUAGCUCUGUUGGAAAAAAGGCAUGACAAACUCGGAUUCAUGUUUGACCAUAUAAUGCCAUUGAACGAGGCCGUUGAAGGAUAUGCGCUGUUUGACCAGAUGAAGGUCCAGAAGAUCAUCUUCAAACCAUGA